Messenger RNA from Oikopleura dioica, 525 nucleotides. Lineage: Eukaryota; Metazoa; Chordata; Appendicularia; Copelata; Oikopleuridae. The record is from the annotation of a GenBank genome assembly.
AUGUGCUUUUCGGACUCAUCGGGAAACUCAUGCAUGACAUUUGAUGGUCAAACAGCAAGAGAAUUAGGAAAGAAAUCGCGAUUUAACCAUCAAUUUGGUUCGUUGUGUGAAAAGAACGGCGUGGUUUAUGGUGGUGGUGGUCGAGAAGAUGUGAACACUAUCGAAUUUUAUAUUGGAGAUCAAUGGCAUUACAAUCCUGCUUACGACAAUCCGGCGGGCUUCCGGGAAAGCACUUGCUUGACGGUUCCAGAGGGAAUUCUUUACUUUGGCUAUCCCAAAACUUACCUAUUCAAUACUGAAUCCUUGACAUGGAAAUCUACCGGGGAUGCGUGGGUUUAUGGAGCUAAAAUAAGAUUUGUUAACAAUCAAAUCUGGUCAUACCAAGGCUACUACAAUAACUACAACCUGAGGCUCUACUGGGAUGGUGAUAGAGUUACCGAAGGAGACCGAAAAAUGCUACCAAUAGGCUACGAAGCACCCAAACCAGUUAUUCUUGAUGAAGACGAAUUUGCUCUUAUUGAAUAA